AUGGCCGCGGUGCCGGGGAGUUCUCCGAGCUGCGCGGGUUUGCGUUGCCGGUUUGGCAAUGGCCGUGCAGCCACGGCCAUGCCACGGGUACCUUCAAUGAACAAAAUGCAGAUACAGCCCCUCCCCUUGGUGCUGGCUUCGGUUACUUUGAGACCCAGCCGUAGGCCGCAGCAAAGGCUCUUCGUGUCACGUGAGCAAAGACAUGUGCGGGCCUGGCAGCAGCGGCUGCCAAAUGCAUUGACAAUCCUCCGGAUCUUGGCUGUGGUGCCCGUGCUCGCUUUGUUCUAUGUUCCCUGGAAGCACGGUCCCGUAGUAUGUUCCUGCAUUUUUGCCGCAGCAUCCGCAACCGAUUGGGUCGAUGGCUACCUCGCCCGACGCUGGAAGGUCGUCUCGCCCUUUGGCCAGUUCCUUGAUCCUGUGGCAGACAAGCUGCUGGCAUGCGCAGUCCUGGUGUUGCUGCCAACAGCAGCCGCGGAGAAGGGAUCUCGGACGGUUGCAUUGCUUGCCAUACCUGCAGUCCUGAUCAUUUUGCGCGAGAUUUUUGCGAGUGCUCUGCGCGAGUGGACUGCAUCCGUCGGCGAGAGCUCUCUGACGAAAGUGGGUAUUUGGGGGAAGCUGAAGACCGCCUUUACUCUCUUCAGCCUCACGGGCCUCCUUGCCACCUGCCGCUCUCACUCUAAUGGAGUCUUCAAGGUCAGCCUUUGCCUUCUCUACAUCGCCACGGCGCUCGCGUAUGUGUCCGUAGGCAGCUACGUCAAAGCCGCCUUGCCGGCCAAGACUGUCGGCCAAAGCCUUGCGCUGGGAUCCUACCCCAUCGACUGGAUCUACGACUAUGAGCACGGCUUCAUCAAGGUGUUGGGCGGCCAUAUCCGCGAGGAGCCGAUUGACAGGAGCAAGGUCGAGCACGACUGGCAGCUGACGGAUGUCGACAGAGCCAUCAUGCACUGGUUCAUGCGGGAGCUUUGCAGACGGUGCAACCUGGAAAAGUGGCAGCUGCACUUGGAGAAGGGCUGCAACGAGUCCGUGUGGAUGAGAGCCCACCGCUUGGUUGCCAACCGCACGGCAGGGGAGAUCAUGGCCCAAGCGGAGAAGAAAAAGCGCGCGAUCAGCAGCGACGACAUCAACAGGAUUCUCAAGUGCUGGGCAUUCGCCAAGAACCCGUUCAGGGUGAACGUCAUGCCGCAGGGCCAGCAGUGGGUGAAGAGCGACACGCUGGGCUUGCUUCGGGAUCGCGGCGGAAAGCUCAUCGUGACGCGGCCGGCCAGGGAGUACCCGAACGUGGCAAAGAUCAUCGCGCGAUGGCUCCAUGGCAAGCUUCCCAGAGAGGCCAAGCACUUCAAGUUCACGAGCCUGAACUUGAACUGCAACUACGCAGCGCGGCGGCACCGCGACGGCAACAACUUCGGCCCGUCGAUGAUCAAGGUGGUAUCGGUGGUGGCGGUUGUGCAGCUGCCGCUGGUGCGGGUGCUGGUGCUGGCUUUGGUGGUGUGGCUGUGGUCUGUGGUCACCUUAGACAUCGGGAAGAACCUGGCUCUGUUUAACGGGAACACAGCUCACGAGGUGGAGGAUUUCGAAGGCAACCGCUUCUCGGUGGUGUACUUCACGGCAGGCUGCCAUGCGAAGAUGCCGGAUGAUGUGCGCAAGCAGUUGGCACUGCUCGACUUCAAGGUGCCCAAGAAAGAUGAGAACCGCUAUUCGGUCCUCCGAGCACCGACAGGAUACUUGGAGGCCAGCAUUGAAAGCAACAUCGUCAUGCUUAUCAGUACCUUCACGUACCUUGCCAUCGUUGGCUACCGUCUUUUAGUUGGUAUGGACAUGCUCCCAGCUCGUGCCCUGACUCCCUCUGAAGCGCCACCUCAGAUGCCUUUGGUCAGUAGUGUUAGUGUGUUGCUCUUGGCCGCCUACUUUCUGCAUGCCUUCGUCCAUGUGGCUUUCCGCAUGUGGAAAGGGGUAGGCCUCUUUUCACUAGCCAGGCUUCAGUGUCGCGGCAUUAAGGAGGGCCAGUUCAAGUCCUUUCUAAGACGGGCUGAGGGAAGGUCCGGCAACUGGGAAUGCUCGGACGCCGUCAGUGAAGCGAAGCUUUCGGAGGUCAGGCUUUUGCAGACGAGUCUCCAGUUGGAGAAAGUGAAUCGCAGUCCGGGGGCCUCAGCAAAGCCUCUGGAGGAGGAAAUAUCUCAGCUCCUCCAUCCGCACAACAAGUCCAACGGCACCCGACAUGCACUACAGCGCCCCUCCAUCGCCGUCCUUCUGUCUGAGCAAAUGUUCACCACGGCUUGGACGGUCGGAAGCAGCCUAUUAUCGUCGGAGAAAUCGGAGGAUGCUGGGAUCCGCCAGAUUCGCCAUUGGCUGGAGACUCCGCCGUCGAAGGAGGUCGGUCGAGUCAUCGGGAUCACGGCCUCGAUUCUGCUUCUUCGACGCCAUAGCUUGUACCACUGCGCUGCUUCGACCGACCUUUUCUUCUUCUACUUCCCUGGCAGCUGGUCGCGCUACUUCUUUGACUCCCCAGCGGGUGUCCUUCUGAACGGCGACCUCGAGCUGCGGGUGCGGGCCCUUCUGUGCCCUUUGCAUCCUUCUUUGAACUUUGUGGCCUGGACUUUGCAGGGGGCCCUUUUUCUGAAAGACACCUUCCUCGGGAACUACGGUGUCUUCUGCUUGCAUUGCCUUUGGCCGGACUUAGCCGGCCCGCUUCUUCUACGAGUGCCGACCUGGAACGGAAGUCCUGAUACUUGGCGCGCCUUUGAACGUGAGAUGUCUUGGUGGCUGAGCUCGCUUGAUCAGGAGUCCACCAAGAAGUUCAAUCUGGCGGCACGCUGGCUCUUGCGACAGUCUGGAGUCGUGCGCCAGCGUGGCGAGGAGUUCAGCCCGAAGGACCUGGAGUACCAGAAGGAAGUUAGGGCAAGGGAUCCCGACGGGGUCGAGAUUGUCGUUGUCAAGGAGGACGCCUUUGCUGGGAUCAACAAGUUGCUCAAGGCUUUGGAGGGUAUAAAUGGAAAGUCGGCUUUGGACCGAAAGGGCGAGCUUCGGAACCAGUUCUACUUGAGUCUUCAGCGUGCACCGGGAGAGCGCCCCGCAGACUUCCUUAGCAGAUUUCGGGCGCUGACCUCGGAGAUGAAAACUGAGGGCAUUGAUCUCCCGACCGGGGAGCUUGGCUGGUUCUUGAGGGAGAAGUUGGGUCUCGACCCGCUUCGCAAGCAGCUUCUGGAAACUGCUCUCCAAGGCAAAGAGGGAUACGAGGACGUUGAGUUGGAGGCUUUGCGGCUCUUCAAGGACCUCCACACGAGUGACCCUCUGAUGCGGCGUGCUGGGCUUGAUUUUCGUGGCCGAGGGCGCGGCCAAGGAGGGCAACCGCCCUCAGGGAGCAACUUCAGUGGGAGAUCGUGGGCGCCUUCGGCUGGGACCUCCCGGCCGCCUUCCUCUUCGAGUUCCUCGGCGCCGACAUUUCAGAAAGGCGGCGGCCGAGGAGGCUUUGGCUUUGCUGCUCGUCGUCCUUCGUUCCAGCCUCGACCUCGGCAGGCCUUUGUUUCGGAGUACGAGCCGGAGCCGGAUCACGACGAGACGCAGGAGGAUGAAGAGCUUGUACCUGACGAUGGGGCCGGCGAUGGCGAUGCGGUGACCUUGGACGAGGUCCUAGCCUCCGAAGCGGAGGCCUUGGCUGCUGAGCUGGAGGAGGCCGAGAAUGAUGGCGUGGAGGCGGCUUACUUGGAAGACCUUGAGGGCUCAGUUGAGAAUGCCGCCGAGGCCUUGAUUACCAUGCGAGACGCCCGGCAUCGCUUGCAAGAGGUCAAGAAAGAUAGAGGUUUUGGCCGCAGUGGUGGCGGAUCGUCUCCGACUUCUCCGGUUUCUUCUGGUGGGGCUCGGCAGUCGCCGGCUGCUGGCUUCAAGAAGAAAGGACUUUGCCAUGACUGCGGGCAGCCAGGCCAUUGGGCUGGAGACUCGGCUUGUACCAAGCCGGGCGCUGGGCUGGCCAGACCUCGUGGAGCCGGCCGGGGAAAUGGAACCGGAGCCGGCCGUGGCGCAGGAGCUCCCCAUCGCCGUGUUCAGCUGACCGAGGCUUUUACUGUGGAGACCGAGGGCGAUGGCGACGAGAAGGCGGCACACGAGGUGGCUGUGGUCACGACCCUUGAAGAGGCACUCGAGACGAGUAUGUUUCAGGAGGCUUUCGCUGGAGCUAUGUCAGGCGACAAAAAGAACGUUGGUGCUUUGGACUCUGCUUGCAAUAGGACCGUUUGCGGGCGCCUUUGGCUGGAAAGCUAUCUCUUGACUUUGAACCAAGCGCCUUCCUGGAAGGUGCUGGCACCCCUUGUGGCGACGGAACCGGAGCGUGAGACCUUCAAGUUCGGGAAUGACGGGACGAAGGCCAGCCGUGAAAGACAUCGGCUUCCGAUGGUCGUUGGCGGAACUCUGCUGUUAGUUUGGACCAGCGUUGUCGAGGCCAUCGGUGGGGUGAUCAGCUUUACUCGAAGGGCUCUGCGUGCUGAUCACCUGGAUGCUAAAAGAGUUCCUCUGAAGCAGCUUCGGGCAGGCCACUUCUUCUUGGAGAUCGUGCCGCAGAACAUCGUGGAAGUUCGGCCGGGGAGCUGGACGCGACAAGGCCAGGAUGGGGUGAUUGAAGUGCAAGUGUCUAGCCUUGAGUGGUCAAGAAGGAGGGCGGCAGCGCUUAAGUUGAACACCGUUCCUGUGCACGAGCAGCUUGCAGCAGAGACCAUCGUGAGCACCAACCGCGGCCCUGUUGUGCCGAGCAAGAAGCGCCAGCCCCGACUGGCACCCAAUUCGAAGAAGCCUGCUGCCCAUGCCGCGAGACGAGGCUUCGAAGGCGGCCGCCGAAACGACUGGCACUUUGGAGGUAUCUUCCUGUGGCUGUUGCAGCGGCCUGGGGUGCGCUUUGCCCCGCUUCCUUAUGCGAGCAUUCAGUCAUCAGAACAGUGGCGGGAGCAGGCCGAGCAGAUGGUGAAGAAUGGUGCGUGGCCCCGUCGACAUUUCCGCAAGGCCGUGCUGAACGGGCUGUUCGAGGACAUGUCGGUGAUGAAGGCGUGCUGCUAUCUCCGCGAUCGACUGGGUGUGCGCCUCGCCUUUCUGGAGGACCCGAUGCUGGAGGGCAUGCUGGCAGCAAGGUCCUCAAAAGGAGUGAAGGCCGCGAUCCACAACCAAUUGGUGAAGAAGCUCAAGGAGGAGGCGGCAGCCAAGGCGGCACAAGGCGAAGAGAUGACGGCAGCUCGGCAGCUCCUUGGACCUCGCGGGGGAUUGCCAACACUAAAGGAGGACCUGUUGCGGCUGGCUACUCUGUUGCGGGUGGAGGUGGCCUCGAACGACACCGUCGACAAGCUGAAGGCCAAGCUGCGGCCCAUGGUGGAGACGAUGAAAGGCCUUCCGCGACCCGUGCCCGAGCCACCUUCAAGUUCUACCGAUCGGCCGGCAGUACCAGCGGCGAGGCAAGUGCGCUACUUGGAGAACGAGGAGAUGAUUCCCGCCGUGGCUCACACAAAGACGGCCGGCCCCAUGGAGGUGAAAGGCAACGAGAACACCGAGGUCCUUCACGAAGUACACCGAAUGCUGGAACGCCAGGACCAAAAGAUGGAGGCACUGCUAUCCCAGGCCAUGCAACAUAUGAUGAUGAUGAUGGGAAAUGCCAAUCCUGGGGACGGUGGCCUCUCUCCGGACAGCGACAUGGGCUUCCAGCAGCAAAUCAAGGCAGGGCAGCGAUUGAUCAUUCGGCAGGCCUGGAACCGUGCCAAGUAUGAUGCUAAACAUGCCGGUGUUACGCCACAGCAGCUGCAUGAGGCUUUCUGUGUGGCUGACGCACAGGACUUGGAUGUGGCACUCAACGAGCCUUUUCUGGAUGUCGCUGUGCAAAGUGCGAGACCGGCUAGGGAUGCAGUUUCCGAACGGGUGUUGCAGGCAGCUCGCUCCAAAGGGCAUGGUGUGGGCACUCCGCCCCGCAUGCAUGUGCGGCCCUACUUCUUGAUGCUGCGGGCCUCGGGCCCUUCCCCGUUGCUGCACUUCGCGCCGCCGGCCACCAGACGCGACAAUGAACACAAACAAAGCAUGGCCGAGGUGGCUGUGAUGCAGGAGGCGCUGGCUCAUUGGCGGUCUGGUCGGCAUUUCUUCAUGGAGCUUUUUCGCGGCUCGACUCCGGGCCGAACCGUGGAAGGGCAAGAGCUUCUUGAUGAGCCAGGGAUUUUCCACUUUCGGCGCGAUGGCUGCGGCUACUUGACCUCUAGUGCUAAGGUGGCGGCUGCUUUCAAGGACGCCCCCGCUGAUGAGCUUCCCUCGGCGGUGCUACGUGCCAUGGAGGACCAGUUCGAAACGGACCACCGGGUGAAGGAUGUGACUGAAACCUUUGCGGCCGAGACGCCGGAGGAACAUGACUUCAUGACGACCCCCGGUGGCACGGAUGAUGAGGGCGACGAGGGUGAGGUGAUGCCAAAAGGCGACAGUGAAGUGCCGAUUUCGUCGGCCGUGAGGCAAGCUGUUCGGAGAUUGCAUGAAAACACCGGGCACCGCAGCCCCGCUAGAUUGGCCCGAGCUCUGGUUAUUGCUGGGGCACCUGCGGAGGCGGUCUUGGCAGCCAAGCAGCUGCGUUGUGCCGUGUGCGAUGAGAAGCGUCCGCCUAAGGCCAGGCGACCAGCAUCGUUGCCAGGACCAUGGGAGCCCGGGGAUCAGGUUUGCAUCGACAUUCUUGAUGUUUUCGAUGCGAUCGGCACUCGUUUCUCUGUGCUGCACGCCGUUGAUGGUGUCACGAAGUUUCAGAUGUCGAUGCUGGUGGAGAACAAGUCGAGUGCUGAAGUGAUUCGCUUCUUGCGUGAAAGGUGGGCCCCUGUCUUUGGCAUGCCUAGGACCUUAGUCUGCGAUCAAGGGCGUGAGUUCAUCAGCCAUGAGUUGGAGAGCUUCGCGGCUGAAUGCAACAUGUUCUUGUACCACAUUGCCGUGCAGGCGCCGUGGCAGAAUGGUCUGUGUGAGCGCGUCGGCGGGAUCUUGAAAACUCUGCUGGCAGCGUGCACUGCUUCGCAAUCCUUGAUGGGCCGGGACGAGAUGUCCCUUGGCUUGGGGGAAGCAACCACGGCCUACAACAUGGAUGUCGGUGACAGUGGCUUCUCUCCCAUGCAAGCAGCCGUCGGCCGACAACCGCUUCUUCCCGGCGACGCUCUGAGGAAUAAUCCCGUGGAGGGCGAGGCCAUGGAGGAGCCCGUUUUCGCCCGAUUGGUGGCGAUUCGUGAGACGGCUCGCAUGGCAAUGCUUCGGCUGCACUUUAGCCGUGCCCUCCGAAAGUCUGAGCUGGCGAGGUCGAGGAACCCGACGGUGGCGGCAGCUCCUGUGGUUGGUGACUUAGUCUACUAUUGGAGAGAACAGAAGUACAACCGCAAGGGCAACCGGGAUCCUCGGAGAAUGUUGCUGCGCAAGUGGCACGGCCCUGCCCUUCUCAUUGCUAUGGAGGGGGCUAGUGCCUAUGUUACGGCUCGGGGCUCCCUGACGAAAGUUGCUCUGGAACACAUCCGCCGCGCAUCGCCCAUGGAGCAACUGGCCUCUGGAGAAUGGCAGGCAGUCAUUCAGGAGGUGAUCGAGGCAGCCGAGAACGAUGUUCAGUGGCAGCUCCUCGGACCGCAAAACCCUGUUGAUGCUGUGCUGGAGGAGGGCCCUGGAAUCUCGGAACAACCUUCAGUCGCGGAGCCGCCCGGAGUGAUGUUGCCAGAUGGACCGGAUGCCGCUGAGAGCCCAGACGCCCCAGUUAGGAUUAGUUCUUCAGUGGGCGCUGGAAUCUCGGAUCAACCUUCAGUUUCGGAGCCGUCUGGAUCCUCGGAGUCCUUACCGUUUGGGGCUCGAUUGCGUGAAGUGAUGGGUCGCAGUCGUGGCAGUGAUCUUCCCCCAGUCUCUCCCGAUGAGUUCGUGAAGGCCGCCUCGUUGACUACACCUUUGGGGUCCAGGCGUCCUUCUACUGCGUUGGGACCAGUGGCCUCUGAGACUUCUGUGCGAGCUCCACCGUUUUCUCGUGGAGUGACCAGUGAAGAACCUUUGCCUGCGGCGGCUCCUCCUGAAGACCCUGGUGCUGGAAGCAAGCGGCCCCCUGAGGUUGACACCGAGCAGCUUCGUAGCAGUCAAGGACCCGCCGUUGACUCAAGUGUACCAUUUGACGCCUUGUCUCUGGAACGUGAAGCCAUUUUGGCUGCUGCUCGAGCGGAGGCCGGCGAGGUGCACCCCUUGGUGAAGUUGCAGGCGGAGGUGGCUUUGGACCGCGACAAUGGCAUCGACACGGAAGCCCGGGAUCAUGGUUCGUGGGAUGGUCGCUGGCCGCUUCCGACUCGGAGCCAACACGAAGCAUACGUGCAAGCCGGCAUGAAGUGGCCGUGCAGUCGCGACGCCUUCGUCGUGCAAGCGGCCCGAAAGGAGUACCACUGGAAGUCCAUGACGGCUGAGCAGCGAGAAGCUUUCAAGAAGGCAGCGGCCGAGGCCUGGGAAGUGUGGACUCGCAAUGAUGCAGUCGAGACCCUGGAUGAGUCCGAAUCCCAACGGGUAAUAGCAAGCCUUCGACAACGGGGAGAACUACACAAAAUUCUCACGCCGAGGUUUGUGUACACCGACAAGCACGAUGGGCUACGCACUGAGGCCCAUGACCUCCCGCUCAAGGCCAGUGCCCGUCUGGUUGUGCCGGGGUACAAGGAUGUCACAUCGUUGGAAUUGCGGAAGGACGCACCGACGGCCUCGAGGACUUCUCAGCAUUUGCUCUUCACCCUUGCGGCUAGUCACUUCAAGGAUGGAUGGAGAACUGGCUCUGCUGAUGUGAAGAGCGCGUUCUUGAAGGGCGAGCGUUACCUCAGUGGGACCAGAGAGCUCUACUUGCAGAACAUGGAGUCCCACAGCGGCAGCCCUACUUUGCCAAUCGGGCGCCGGCUCGCGCGGAUUGUCAAGGGUGUCUUUGGCCUCUCCGACGCUCCUCGGGAGUGGUUUCUUCGCCUGAAGAAGAGCCUGCACAAGGAGUCCUGGACGUCCUCGAGCAUGGACGCGGCACUGUUUUUCCUGUGGAGCAAAGGACCUUCCCCGAAGCUUCAAGGAGUGUUGUGCUGCCACGUCGACGACUUGCUGUUCAGUGGCAACGCCGAGGCAUGGAACUCCAUCAACCGCCUGGGCGAGGAGCUCGGCUUUGGCUCUCUCAAACGCGACUCCUUUGUGUACUGCGGAAAGAAGGUGGACCAGGAUCUGGAGACGGGAACCAUCAGCUUAACGAUGGAGGCCUACCACCAGAACCUCAGCCCGAUCCGUGUGGCGAAUGGCCGCCGUCGUGAUCUGAACGCUUCCCUAGCUCCCGGCGAGGUGAAACAGUUGAGGGCCCUUGUGGGCUCCCUUCAGUGGCUUGUGGCGCAAGUUCGUUUGGACAUGGGCUUCCAGCUCUCCGUGCUCCAGGCGGAAGAGGGCAACGUGGGAACCCUGCUGAAGGCGAACGCCCUGCUGAAGGAGUUCGUGGCGACCGGCGACUUUGCCCUGAAGUUCCAGGCGUUGGACCUGGAGGGAGCUGGAAUCGUCGUGGUGUCGGACGCUUCACUGGGAAACGUCACCCGUACUGGUGGCGAAGGGGAGAAACCUCUUGAGCGGAUUUACUCCCAGUCCUGCUACUGCGUGCUUCUUGUGGAACGACCUCUACUUCAAGGCGGCUCUGGAAAGUUCACAGUGCUUGACCACCGCAGCCACAGGUUGCAACGAGUCUGCAGGUCUACUUUCGCUGCUGAGCUGCUGGGUGUUGAAGAAGGCUUUGACGUGGGCCAGUACUGCCGAGGACACUGGGCGGAAGCACUUGGCUACAGCUUGGCGCACCGCGGCGUGGACCAAGUGUUGGACGCCGUCGGCCUUGUUGUGGUCACAGACGCUAAGGAUGUCUACGACAAGGGCAACAGCGACACGCCGUCUUACGGAAGCCAGAAAAGUUUGGCCUUCACCGUUGGCUGGCUUCGAGCUAUGCUGGCUCGGCCCAACGUGGCUCUUCGCUGGACGGCCACUGAGAACAUGUUCGUCGAUUGCGGAACGAAGCAGAUGGACGCCGAGCACUUCCGCAAGACCGUCAGCGCUGGUGAGUGGAGCUACCGCUACGACGUGAAGUACGUGAAACAGACGAUCAAGCCGAAGAUCAAGAAGACUGCUGGCCCUGAGGUUCUGAGCGGAACUGAAGUGAAGCCGGGGGACCCUCUCCUUCCUUUUCUCCAAGGGCUAGCUACGCAAAGGGGUUGGCACAAGCGGAACAGUUUGGCCAUCCAGGUUGCACAUGGUGCACGUAGUUUUCGCAGGCCUGAGCCUCGCUUUUCGGCAGCUGAGUACCCGUACCGGGCAACUUUUGCCUUGUACCACGAUGCCGCAGGACGCGGUAUCUGGAGGAUCUUAGAAGCAAACACGGCAUAUGGCCGGUACUUGGCGCCACUUGAGCGCGAAGCAGCAGUGCUCAUCACGGUGUUCAAGGCUAACAAAGAAAUAAGUAUCCCUGAGAAACGUAGAUCUGCUACCGCUGAGCCUUGA
This is a messenger RNA of Symbiodinium sp. CCMP2592, 10494 nucleotides long. The record is from the annotation of a GenBank genome assembly. NCBI's taxonomy places the organism in Eukaryota, Dinophyceae, Suessiales, Symbiodiniaceae.